AUGUUGUUUCAUUCUUUGUUACUUAUCUUUCAGAUAACAUUUGUACUAUCAUUUUCAUCAGAUGGUUAUGCACCAAUUAAAGUUCAAUGUCCAGGAGGUCAACUAACUAGAUCUUCAACAACUGGUUUAAAUCAAGAUGAACAAUCAUACAUUAAUUCAAGAUACCAAGUUGCAAAACAAAAUUUAGCUACUUUUCUUCAAAAUGUAAACUUAACAAAUUUUGAUGUUGGCUCAUUCUUAUCAAAAGCAAAUCCGACUAUUGGGUUGGCAUUUUCAGGUGGUGGGUAUAGAGCUCAAUUAACUGGAGCCGGAGAAUAUUCAGCUUUAGAUUCAAGAACUCACGUUGUUAACGGAAAGGGUUUAGGCGGAAUCUUACAAUCAUCAAAUUAUAUAUCUGGAUUAUCUGGUGGUGCAUGGUUAGUAGGAUCAUUAGUAUCAAAUAACCUAGUAAGUAUUGAUGACUUGAUAAAUCAAAAUUCAUUAUGGCAAACUGAACAUUCCAUUUUGUCACCUGGUGGGAAAUUUUUGAAAGAUAUUGGAGCAUGGUUCAAAAUUGGAGAUCAAGUACAUGGAAAACAAGAUGCUGGAUAUGAUGUCAGUAUUACUGAUAUCUGGGGAAGAGCAUUAAGCUAUCAAUUAUUAGCCAAUACACAGAAUGAUGGUGCCGGUUUUAGGUUAUCUGAUGUUAUAACACAACCAAAUUUUCAAAAUCAUUAUAGUCCAUUCCCCAUUUUGGUUGCUGAUGGUAGAGCACCCGGGACAACAGUUAUUAAUUUAAAUAGUACUGUUUUUUCAUUAACCCCAUACGAAAUUGGGAGUGAAUCACCUUCUUUACAAUCAUUUGUACAAACUAAAUAUUUGGGGACAAAGUUAGAUAAUGGGUAUCCUGUUAAUUCAUCAUCAUCUUGUGUUAAUUCUUUUGAUAACGCUGGAUUUAUUAUGGGUACUUCUUCAAGUUUAUUUAAUAACGUGAUCUUGUCUUUGGCAAGUUCUGGUUUACCUAGUUUCAUUACAAAUUUGAUAAAUAAUAUAGUUGUUAAUCCAUUUGAGAAAUUGAACGUUGACGUUGCAAAAUACAAUCCUAAUCCAUUUUAUAAAAGCGUCAAUCCAGAUACAUCAAUAGCCAAUUCCAAAACAUUAUACUUAGUAGAUGGUGGAGAAGAUGGUCAAAAUGUUCCUUUAGUUCCUUUAUUACAUCGUAAAUUAAGUACAAUAUUUGCAUUUGAUAAUUCUAAUGACAAUUUGCAAUGGCCAGAUGGCCUGAGUUUAAUCAAGACUUAUGAACGUCAGUUUUCUCCUCAAGGUAAAGGUCUUGCAUUUCCUUACGUUCCUGACCAAUACACUUUUAGAAAUUUGAACUUAACAUCAAGACCAACUUUCUUUGGAUGUGAUGCUAAGAAUUUAACUACAUUAACUGAUAAUAUUUAUGACGUUCCGCUAAUCAUAUAUCUUGCCAACCGUCCAUUUACAUACUGGUCAAACACAUCAACGUUCAAAUUAGAGUACGAAUUAAACGAAAGAAAUUCAAUGAUAUCUAAUGGUUUCGCAGUAGCAUCAAGAUUAAAUGGUACAGUUGAUACAGAUUGGUCUACUUGUGUUGGAUGUGCCAUAAUAAGAAGAGAACAAGAGAAGUUGGGUAUAGAACAAAGUGAUCAAUGUAAACAGUGUUUUAAGACAUAUUGUUGGGAUGGUUCUCUCUAUAAAGGAGGAGCAAUUGGUGAUAAUUUUGAUAAUUAUGGUUUAACUUUUGGUGCCGAUUCGUAUAAUCAGAAAUCGACUCCAGGAUUUUACAAUACUGGUGCAAAUUUGAAAAAGAGAGAUCAUGAACCUUAA
Lodderomyces jiufengensis is the source of this 1833-nucleotide messenger RNA. RefSeq lists its product as uncharacterized. Bases 1 to 1833 code for a protein of 610 amino acids. Gene Ontology annotation, cellular component: extracellular region; intracellular membrane-bounded organelle; cytosol. Gene Ontology annotation, molecular function: A2-type glycerophospholipase activity. Gene Ontology annotation, biological process: glycerophospholipid catabolic process. The record is from RefSeq and is a predicted model, not a curated record. NCBI's taxonomy places the organism in Eukaryota, Fungi, Ascomycota, Pichiomycetes, Serinales, Debaryomycetaceae. The transcript has a single exon.